Dovyalis caffra is the source of this 2121-nucleotide messenger RNA. The record is from the annotation of a GenBank genome assembly. NCBI's taxonomy places the organism in Eukaryota, Viridiplantae, Streptophyta, Magnoliopsida, Malpighiales, Salicaceae.
AUGGCGCGCAUGGCAACUGAGUUAGCAGCUCGGAUAAGCAGAGCUCUAAUCACCGAGUCAAACAGCUCAAUCCCAACUCGAUCAUGGAGUCCAUCACUCGAGCAAACUCUACACAAAAUCGGUUGCCGCGAAUUGCUGAAUCCGUCACUCGUAGCCCGAGUCAUUGACCCACAUCUCUUGACUCACCACUCUCUUGCUCUGGGUUUCUUCAAUUGGGCCUCUCAACAACCCGGGUUCACUCACAAUUCACUUACUUACCAAUCAGUAUUCAAAUCUCUCUCUUUCUCCCGCCAAUUCAACGCUACCGAGUCACUGUUAAAGCAAGCCAAAGCUCAAAACCUGACUCUUGAUUCUUCAAGUUAUCGAUUUGUUAUCGAUUCUUUGAUUAAAAGAGGAAAAACCCAGGCGGCAUUUUCGGUUUUUAAUGAGAUUAAAUCACAAAGUUUAGACCUUGGGACUGAUUCAAGUAACUCUCUUUUGUCUGCAUUGGGGUCUGAUGGGUGUUUUGACAAUGCAAUGAAGGUGUUCGUGGAAAUGACUACGAGAGGUACUGCUUUUAGUACUAUCGGGUUUGGAGUGUUUAUAUGGAGGCUUUGUAGAAAUGGUGAUUUGGGUGAAGUUUUGCGCUUGAUAGAUGAGGCUAGAAGGGGGAAUUCGAUGAUUAACGGAUCGGUUAUUGCGGUUUUGAUUGUUCAUGGACUUUGUGAGGGUUCAAGAACAAGUGAGGCUUUGUGGGCAUUGAGUGAGUUGAGAAUUAGGGGAUGGAAACCUGAUUUUAUUGCAUACAGGGUCGUUGCUGAAGCUUUUAGAUCGCUUGGAAGCGUGUUUGAUGUAAAUGAGGUUUUGAAGAUGAAAAGGAAGUUAGGAGUGGCGCCAAGGAGUAAUGAUUACAGAGAGUUUAUUUUGGGUUUGAUUACGGAAAGACGGAUAUAUGAAGCAAAAGAAUUAGCCAAAGUUAUUGCAAGUGGCAACUUUCCUAUCGAAGAUGAUGUUUUGAAUGCUCUGAUAGGAUCAGUGUCGAGCAUUGAUCCUUAUUCAGCAAUGGAGUUUUUUCAUUUUGUCAUUGGAAAAGGGAAGAUCCCAACGCUUUUAACAUUGAGCAAUUUGAGUAGGAACCUAUGUAAGCAUGGGAAGAUUGAUGAGCUGUUGGAGGUAUACCGCGUUUUGUCUUCUAAUGAAUAUUUCUCUGACAUCGAGAGUUACAAUGUGAUGUUUUUGUUCUUAUGCAAGGCCGGAAGAGUGAGAGAGGCUUAUGAGGUGCUUCAGGAGAUGAGAAAGAAAGGGUUAGGCCCAGAUAUCUCAAUGUAUAAUUCCCUAAUCGAAGUGUUAUGUAGAGAAGAUCUGUUGCGUCCUGCUAAAAGGCUUUGGGACGAAAUGUUUGUAAUCGGAUGCGGAGGGAACUUGAAAACUUAUAAUAUUCUCAUUGGGAAAUUUUCAGAAAUAGGUCAAGUUGACGAGGCUAUGGGGCUUUUCAAUCACAUGUUGGAGAAAAGGGUGACACCUGAUGCUACAACUCACACAUCCCUCCUUGAAGCCCUUUGUCAAGAAACAAAGUUUGAAACUGCAGUUGAAGUCUUCAACAAGUAUGCGAGUCACGAUAUAGUGAUUGCACAAAGUAUAUUGAAGACAUUGAUUCUUAACUUCUGUGGAAAAGGUCAAUUCCUUGUCGCAUCUAAGUUUCUGUGUAGCCUCACUCAUGAAGGAGGUCAUUCAGAUGCCCAUGUUGUUUUGUUAAAAUGUUUAGCCGACUCUAAAGAGAUUCCAAUUGCGGUUGAACAUGUAAAACAAAUAGGAGGCACCCACCACUUUGUUGCCAAGCCUCCUUUCACUUGCACGCUCAUUGGAAAUAUCUCCAUUGUCAAGGAGCUGUAUAAUUGUCGCGUUGACAUCGUGACGUCCAGACAUCCAUGCCUCAAUAGCCAGUGCCUCUCUAUCAUCAGGGCCGCCCAAGAAGAGAACAGCAAUCUGAUAAAAGACCAGCUUUCCAAGCCAGGCCUUGAAGUAUUCAGGAGUCCACGGUCAACAAGGAUGACAACAGAGAAGGGGUGCCUUGUCGUCAGGGACAUUACUGCUUGUAGUCUUGGUAGCCUUUCUUUGAGAAGCCACUUCACCAUUGGCUAG